CUCUCUCUUCUCUUCUUCUUCUCCAUUCCGCUUCUUCCCUCUUUUUUUUUUAGCCGCAUCCUUUUCGCUGGCCGAUCCCAAUUCGCCCUUUUGCUGGGCUGGGGGGACAAAUCUGCACGUUUUUGGCGCUGGUCUCUCUUGUCAGCGGCCAUUGUCUACCUAGGAAUCAAGGGCCCUCCGCGCUUCUUUUCUUAGCUGCAGCCGAUUUGCCCACUCAUGCCAGUCCGUUGGCGCUUUUGGCGGUUCUCUUCUUGAAUAAACGCCAGUCGUUUUUAUUCCAUUUUUUCUCCUUCUUUUUCCUGUUUUCAGGUUCGCAGCGUGCAUCUUCAUCGCUGGUUCCGUCCUUCUUUUUUCUUCUUUUGUGUCUUUUGCUGAGGCAGCGCCGUCGCAUCUUCGCAGGCGAGGGACGACGAGUGCUUUUCUUACCGGCAGGACCGUACAAUACGCUCUCUACGACACAAUUGAAUCGUUUGCUUUUUUGUUCAAGAUUGUAUCUCAAUUCGUUCUCUCUUUUUUCGUCUUUUUUAUACGUGUCAUCACUCCAACUUUCGGCAUCACGUGUGGUCAUCAAUCGUAUAACAUCCAAAUACCGACAACAUGGGCUGCCUCACUCACCGCAGCAAAGAGGUCCGGCAAUACACCGACCAGAAAUGGGACUACAUCAACCUCGGCGACUUCAAGGCCAAGGGCUGCGGUCCCAUCUUCGCCUACAUCACCCUCUGGGUCGGCCUCAUCAUCUCGCUCGCCGUCUACGGAGUCGACACCUUCACUGCCGUCCAGCUCCUCGUCUUCAACCGAUGGUCGUCCGAAAUCGACCCGGCCAUUCCCCUUGACAUUUCAAGAUGGAUCUUCUCUGGCUGCAUCAUCCUGUCCUUUAUCAAUCUCGGCUUCGAAUGGAUCCGCGCUGCUCGGAAGAUUAAGAGAGGCAACGUUGCCGAGGUGUACCUGGACAGUCUUGCUGUGCGCUGGGAGUCUAUUCGUCUUGGCUCGGGGCAAGGCUUCAGACGAUUCCUCGUCUUUUCGGAACUCACAAAGAGUAAAAAGGGCGCCGAGUACAUCGCCCUGUUUACAUAUUUCAGCUUUCAAUCCUGGAUCCGCGUCAUCUUCUGCACCAGCCCACGUCAAGUUGUCAAUGCGCUCACCCUACGAUCCGUCUACAUGGCAAAGCUCGCCGUUUCUGAGAGCUCAGUCGAAGGCUCCCUUUCCUCCUUCUUCGACAAGAUCAAGACGCUCGCGCAAUCCGAUUUCCGACAGGCUGCCAUCCUCGGAGGCAUGUGCUUUACUCUGGUCGUCUGGGUCUUUUCAGCCCUAUACCUGAUUUCAGCUACCCUAUUCUACGUCUUUUUCCUCUUUCACUGGAUCCCUCGCGACGAUGGCGGUCUCACCGGCUACUGCGAGCGAAAGGUCAACAACUCCCUGCUCAAGAUUGUCACCAAGACUGUCAACAAGGCGCUUGCCAAGGGCCAGGUCGACAGGAUGAAGGCGGCCAUGAGUGAAAAGGGCGAAGCACACCCAGACGCCUCACUCCCGACCUUGCCAAAUCUCGGCUUCGCAACACCGCAGAGUGUUGGCGUCUCUGCACCUUUGCCGACUUAUACCUCAAGUGCGGGUACCC
Trichoderma atroviride IMI 206040 is the source of this 1615-nucleotide messenger RNA. RefSeq lists its product as uncharacterized. Gene Ontology annotation, biological process: potassium ion transmembrane transport. NCBI's taxonomy places the organism in Eukaryota, Fungi, Ascomycota, Sordariomycetes, Hypocreales, Hypocreaceae. Gene Ontology annotation, cellular component: plasma membrane. Gene Ontology annotation, molecular function: potassium ion transmembrane transporter activity. The record is from RefSeq and is a predicted model, not a curated record.